AUGUCAUAUAUAAAUCAUUUUCAGUAUCAUAAUGCGGCGAACGAUGCUAUGAUCCAAGUGUUGGUGGCGCUGCUAGUGACAGCCGCACACGCACAGCUACCACCAGCAGACGCGCCGCCCGUCGUCAACGAUACACGAUGCGGCGUGGAGUGCGUGCGGUGCGGUGCUGAUGGGUGCAUCAAGUGUGCUCGUCUGCUCGUGUGGCCCAGUGGCUCGUGUGUGCUCGACUGCCCCUCAGGCACACGAGAGUCCUGGGCGCACGAUGACCACCUCAUGGGCCGCGUGUGCUAUCCCACUCACACCUAUAAUGAAGUAUUGGUUGGUGGUGCCUGCGGGGUUGUAGUGUGCCUUAUAUUGGUUGCUGCAAUAGCUGGAUACACACGAUGCAAGAACAAUGCGAGAACACAGGCUCAACCUUUGCCUCAGCCGACUCAGGAUGACGACGCCCAACUGAGAGAAUUCCACAAACAACUUGACUGUUUACGACCCCAUGCAUACACUUUGUUGGCAAUAUUAAAUCACACGAGACAUCAAGUGCGAGAGCUCUAUCAGCUUGGGAAUAAUGAUGCUGCGAUGGCUUAUAGUUGCGUGCUGAGUGAUUUAGCAAAGCUGCUGAUACUACUGAAUAAACAACAAGUACCAGUGGUACCGAAGGAAUGGCCACGACUUGCCGCUUGGGCUGAUAGAAUCCUAAAACGGUACAGCCGCAUGAACGUCGGGCAGCAACAAGAACGGUUAGUGAAUGUCCACCCGUCAUCGCCAAACCACGAAUCGGACUCCGACACGACCCAAUCGUUCACAACAUUCAAACCACCGUCAUAUUCCCCAACGUCAUACGGAAGCCACAUUUUAGAUAAGGAUUUAGAAACCCAGAUGGAAUGGAGCGACACUGGCAGGCCACCGAGCUAUUCCCAGAUAGAAAGAGACAGCGAAGCUAUCGUCCUCUCAGAUCCAUGGGAGAGGCGGCCGAUAGUACGAAGAGAGAGCGUUUGGCUUGAAGACGAACUGUUUGAAAUGACGAGGCGUCCCCAAGACGAACUUACCACAGAGCUAUGA
This is a messenger RNA of Danaus chrysippus (African queen), 1056 nucleotides long. NCBI's taxonomy places the organism in Eukaryota, Metazoa, Arthropoda, Insecta, Lepidoptera, Nymphalidae. The record is from the annotation of a GenBank genome assembly.